This is a messenger RNA of Moneuplotes crassus, 972 nucleotides long. NCBI's taxonomy places the organism in Eukaryota, Ciliophora, Spirotrichea, Euplotida, Euplotidae. The record is from the annotation of a GenBank genome assembly.
GGAAUAAUUAAGAUGAUUCAUUCACCCAGGCAUAAAGUGAAGAACGAGAGAAAUUGGAGGCAAGAUUCUAUCAAUCCAAGGCCGUUUUCAAAGCAGAAGAGGGAUUUAAAUAUCAUGAGAGGAAUGACUGUAAACUUUGAAAAUGGCAAGCAGUUCAGGAAGUUCUUCAAGCAUGAUAAACACCGGAGGCAAGAGUCUCACAAGCUUCAGAAUGAAGGCAAGCUCGUAUCAUUUAGGUGACUUAACAGGAAAAAGAUGUCAUCAAUGAGUCCCAGAACAGAAUUUAUGAAUAAACGAGGACUAAAGCAAAUUCAAUCCCAAAAAGCGGCUAAGAGCUCCAAGAGGAAUUCUUACUGCAAAGCUCACGCUCUCUCUUUUGAUUCAAGCAAGAAGCACGCAAAUGAACUCUUAGAGGGCAAAAACAAGUCGUUGAUUCCUAGUUUAUGUAAAAGAUCUAUGAAGAACGUUUUGAUGAAGUUGUUACACAGGAAGAAAAAGAGCUGUAAGCUGGCCAACUUCCUAAAGUCCUUUAAUAAGGCCAGAUCUUGAUCUCCACCAGAUAAGAGGGCCCUCUGAGCCCGUCCAAGAAUGCUCUCCUGCAAGAAAAAGAGUAAAUUGAGCAAGAAGGAUAAAGUCCCAGAAGCUUUACACAAAGGUGCUACGAUGAAUGAAUCCGAAGAAAAUAAUCUCAAUUUUUUCGGAGAAGCAAGGCAUCACAAGAACAGGCAGUUUGAUAACCUAAUCCCUAAAGUUAUGAAGGCCAAGGUCAGAUGCUUCCAUUGUGAUUCCAGAGUUGCUUUGUGUCAGACGCUUCAAAGGAUCAGAUCUAACCGCAGACAAGACUAUCUGGACUUACCCAGGAAUUCUAAGAAGAAAGCUAGCAUCUUGAAAUAAGACUUCUUGAUUCCAAAACUUAAAACUAGGCCUCCAUCAAGCACCAGAGUUGAUGUAAUUUAUAGAAUAAAAAUGAAU